This is a messenger RNA of Oppiella nova, 1545 nucleotides long. Lineage: Eukaryota; Metazoa; Arthropoda; Arachnida; Sarcoptiformes; Oppiidae. The record is from the annotation of a GenBank genome assembly.
GAUGAGUGAAUUAAUUGAAUACAUUUGCAACAAAUAUAUGUUUCAAUUAAUUUCUAUAUUCGCUAUUUAAAUGUCAACUCAUUUGAACAUAAAAUAGUGUUUUUAAUUAGUUUGGAGUUUUGUUUUGACGUUUAAAACACUUGUCUAUGCCUUGAAUAUAUAAGCAAUAUACUAGUUGAUAAAUAAUUAUCUGUGAAUUAAUUUAUCGGAAAUAAUGGCGUUUUUGAAUCAAAUAAAGAGUCCAUUAAUGCAUAAAGUGUUUGGACACGCAUUGACCACAAGAAGUGUUUUGUUGACAACUCACAGAAGUAUCACAUUUACGGCACAACAUGAAGAACUGCGAAAAACUGUCAGAAAGGUCAUUGAAACUCAUGUCAACCCAUAUGUAGACCAAUGGGAAGAGGAGGAGAUAUUUCCGUCGCAUCAGGUCUUUAAAAAGUUUGGUGAAGCGGGUCUUCUGGGCAUUACUCGGCCUCCAGAAUACAAUGGAUUGGGUUUAGACUAUUCAUAUAGUAUUGCAUUCUUUGAGGAGUUGGCGAAUAUUAAUUGCGGAGGAAUUCCGACAGGGAUUACAGUGCAGACAGAUAUGGCUGUCCCGGCGUUGACGGCGUUUGGAAGCGAUUACCUAAAGAAGGAAUUCUUGGCGCCAACAGUUGCCGGAGAUUAUGUGGCCUGUGUUGGGGUCAGCGAACCGAGUGGUGGCAGUGAUGUGGCCGCUCUCCUCACCACUGCUCGCAGACAAGGCGAUGACCUCAUCAUCAAUGGCAGCAAAAUGUGGAUCAGUAAUGGAAUACAAGCCGAUUGGAUGUCUUUAUUGGCGAACACUCGCGAAGGCGCCCCUCAUAGGAAUAAAUCUCUAAUUUGUUUGCCUCUCAAGACUCCGGGAGUUAAGACCGAAAAGAUUAAUAAAAUGGGUUUAAAAUGUUCGGACACUGCAAUCGUCUACUUCGAUGACGUGAGAGUACCCGUCAAGAACAUCGUCGGUGAAGAGGGACAGGGAUUCACGUAUCAGAUGAUUCAGUUCCAAGACGAACGCCUCUGCGCCGCCACUGCAGCUGUGGCACAAAUGGAUCGCAUCGUAAACGAGACAAUUGAAUACUGCAGACAACGCAAGACAUUCGGUUCCCCUCUGAUUGACAAUCAAGUGAUUCACUUCACUCUCGCGGAACUCAAGACUGAAAUAGAGUUGCUUCGGUCCACAGUCUAUAGAGCGGCCGACGCCUUCAUAAGUGGUGAGAACGUGACAUACUUGGCCUCAAUCGCCAAACUAAAAGCCGGUCGUUUGAGUCGAGAAGUGUCCGAUAAAUGUCUGCAAUAUUACGGAGGAAUGGGUUAUACCAAAGAAAUGCUAAUCAGUCGCGCAUUCAGGGACUCGAGAGCACUAUCUAUCGCCGGCGGAACCGAUGAGAUAAUGCUCGGAAUUAUCUGUAAAUUUCUCGAUAUUCUACCCAAAAAGAGAGGUUAGAUCUGAUUUGAAUGACUUUUACGCAAUAUUUUUGUAAUUUAAAUAAAAAAUAUUUUAUAAUUUAUUAAAUGAGUGAAAAA